AAGUUAUGAGAAGCGCUUCUUGCGGGGAAGGAAAGACAGCCCCCCAAGGUUGACCAGGAAGACCAUUAAUUGCUCUCAAGCCGACUUCUAAGAGGCGCCGGGGGCGUCUGCACUGCAGAAUUAACCCACUUGAUCCCGUUUUUAAACACCUUGGCUCAGUACUAUCGAGUCAUGGGUGUUGUCGUUUCUCAAGGCCCUUGUGACCAGGAAGGGCGUUGAUUGGUGUCAAACCGACUUCUAAGAGGCCCAGGGGGUAUCUGCACUGCAGAAUUAACCCACUUUGAUUCUGCUUUUAACCACCUUGGUGCAGUGCUAUCGAGUCUUGGGUGUUGUCGUUUCUUAAGGCCUUUAUGACCAGGAAGGGCGUUAAAUGCUGUCAAACCGUCUUCUAAGAGGCCCAUGAGGCAUCUGCACUGCAGAAUUAACCCACUUUGAUCCCACUUUUAACCAUUGUGGCAAAUGCUAUCGAGUCUUGGGUGUUGUCGUUUCCCAAGGCCUUUAGCUUUUUCUGCUGGGCUUCAAGCUACAACUCUCAUUAUUCCUUGGUAUUUAAAAGUGAUGCCAAACUGGGUUAAUUCUACAGUGUAGAGCCAGUAGGCUGUUAGGAAUUGUGGGAGUUGAAGUCCAAAACACCCGAGGGCCCAAGUUUGCCCAUGCCUGGUAUAGAGGUACCCUCUGCUAUGGCAUUCUUAGCAGAGUCUAUGUCGUGAUGCAGUGGUUUUCAAUGUUAUUUCACAACUCUUUCCUACUCAAACCAACCAACCGCUUGAACUUGAAGGGCUUGAAUCGAACCCUGUCUCCUUUUAGAUAUUAAUCAGGACUUGUGUUUAAUUAAUUUUUGUUACAUCAUCCAGAAAUGGUUGGUCACCCAUCUUUGGUGAUCAACAGAUAUAUUGGUAACUCAACAUAAGGUUGUUUUCUUUUAAGCAAGAUGGUAGGAAAACCGUCAGUGUGUCUUUUACUGUUGCUUCUUACGGAUGCUAGAAAAAACUUAAUCUGCCUCAAAUCUAUAACCAGAAUGGAGAAUCAAGGGCCUUUGAUUCUGGUCUUCCAAAACGCGAAUUCUCUGCUUGUGCCCCCAUCUUGUCCGUGAACCCUUCCAUGCAGAGAAGUCCACCAGGGAUGAAAAUGGAGGAGACACGCCAAGUCGACCCCAAACCAGUAGAAGGAUUGGAAGGGGCCAGAAAGUCUCCACAUGCCAUCGAGAGGAGCUGCAUCCGUGAAUUCCUCCAUAAGAUGCCGGUGCCGCAGAUUAAAGAGGAGGCUGAUGAAGGUCUCAUUCAGCGCUGGGAGGUCCAGUGGCAAGAGUUCCUGAAGGAAGUGGAGUCUCCUUGCUCAGGCUGGGGGCUCCCACCGUUGCCGGAGGAGCCUGCCCCAUGGGAUGACGCCAAGGCCUUCCUGGCCUCCUUCGAGCAAGUGGCUGAGGCCUGCCGGUGGCCCAGGGAGGAGUGGGUCACCCGGCUCCUUCCGGCCCUCCGCGGAGAAGCACAACAGGCUUUCAACCGGCUGGAAGCUCGAGACAGAAAGGAUUAUGGGAGAGUAAAGGUGGCCAUCUUGCGGGGGGCUGCCCUCAACAGGGAGAAAAGGCGCCAGCAUUUCAGGCACUUCUGUUACCAGGAGGCCGAGGGUCCCAGAGGGGCUUACGGUCGACUCCAGGAUCUUUGCCGCCGGUGGCUGAAGGUGGAGAAGCACACGAAAGAGCAGAUCUUGGAGCUGCUGAUCCUGGAGCAGUUCCUGACCGUCUUGCCUCCCGAGAUCCAGAGCUGGGUCAGGGAACGAGGCCCCGAGACCUGCGCCCAGGCAGUGGCCUUGGCUGAGAACUUCCUGCAGGUCCAGAGAGAGGUACAGCGACAGAAAACUCAGAUCACACCAGCCUUUGAGGAAGUGGCUUUGAGAUUCUGUGACCCUGAAGCUGCUCCAUCUGCUCCCACCGGUUACAGGCAGCUACCCAAGGAGACCAAGCAAGAGGAGGGCAGUGGCGAGGCCAUCUUGAUGGGUGCUAAAGGGUGGAUGACUAUAGCGGAAGGAGAAGAAUUUCCACCAGAAGCUUCUGAGCAAUUGGCACCCCACGGGCCAACCGUUUGGCGAUCAGCAGAGAAUCCCCCCCAGUUUUGUGAGCAGAGAGCCAUUCUAGGGAGUCACCUGGAGCUCAGCUCAGGGCAAGAAGUAGCUCUAUCUGUCCCGUUGGGGGGACCGUUGCAGGACUUGAAGGAAGAUGUGUUCCAGCGGAGGAUGUACCCUGGUAAGAGACCGAGUAUCUACGGUGUGCUUAGGAAAAAGUUUGGUCAGAGCCCGAGCCUCAUUAAACAUGAGAGCGUCUACUCAGGAGAAAAGCCCUUUAAAUGCUUGGACUGUGGAAAACGAUUCAGUCAGAAAUUCCAGCUCCUUGGGCACCAUAAAAGGUGUGAAAGUGAGAGGCCCCACAAGUGCCCCACUUGCGGGAAGCGCUUCUCUCGCAACUCCUACCUUAAUACUCACCAGAGAAUCCACACUGGGGAGAGGCCCUACGAGUGCCUGCGCUGCGGGAAAAGCUUCAGCCAGAAAGCGAACCUUAACACUCACCGCAGAAUCCAUACGGGGGAGAGGCCGCACGAGUGUCCCGUGUGCGGGAAGAGGUUCUCUCGCAACACGUGCCUUAACAGACACCAAAGAAUCCACACGGCACGCUAGCCCUAUGGAGGCUUGGACGAUGGUGGUGGUGGAGGAGGAGGAGAAGGAGCUGCUUCUUGUAGAAAAUCAGUAUCACCCAUCAUUCUGGCCCACGGAUGCCCUUUAGUCAGAAAUGUCAUGUUUUAAGGCACUGUAAAAUGCAGGAGCAUUCAGUCACUCACACAAUAAAGAAUGUCCUCCAUUCCUGCCA
Molecule: messenger RNA, 2860 nt
Organism: Anolis carolinensis (green anole)
Lineage: Eukaryota; Metazoa; Chordata; Lepidosauria; Squamata; Anolidae
Product: zinc finger and SCAN domain-containing protein 31
Exons: 4
Coding region: 1102-2670 (522 amino acids)
Biological process (GO): regulation of transcription by RNA polymerase II
Molecular function (GO): RNA polymerase II cis-regulatory region sequence-specific DNA binding; DNA-binding transcription factor activity, RNA polymerase II-specific
Source: RefSeq, a predicted model, not a curated record